Messenger RNA from Necator americanus (New World hookworm), 1290 nucleotides. RefSeq lists its product as uncharacterized. The record is from RefSeq and is a predicted model, not a curated record. Gene Ontology annotation, biological process: regulation of DNA-templated transcription. Gene Ontology annotation, molecular function: DNA binding. Bases 1 to 1290 code for a protein of 429 amino acids. The transcript has 10 exons. Lineage: Eukaryota; Metazoa; Nematoda; Chromadorea; Rhabditida; Ancylostomatidae.
AUGUUUACAUUGGCCUCGGCGCGAGUAUCAUUCGCGAUCGGCGCACUUCCUCAGACCACUGUUUCUAACAAUUCCGUAUUCAUGGUGUCCACCUGUUCGCCAUCACCUCCAACUGUUCCCGGUGAUCCACUCGGAAUUAGCUUCGAAAUUAUGAAUCAGAUAUCCGUCUCGCCGCUGAGCUCACACGAAAACGAGAACAUGGAUAACGUGCUUCAGUCCCAGUCGCCUGGACUUCAGUUAUCGAUCGGCGAGAUCACAGUGGCGUCAGCUGUAGCCAGCGAGAAGGCGCGGGUACGACAGCAAUCUGCGAUGUUGGACAAGUGGCUGAUGGCCAACGGUGGAAAUCUUUAUCCGUGUCGCGAGGACAAGGAAAAACUGGCCGCACAAAUGAAGAUGACCUACUUACAAGUGAAUCGUUGGUUUGCCAACCGCCGUAGGAAGCAAACGAAGCGCACCAAAACUGUCCCCUCACCUGCCAGUGUUACUCCAGCAACUGUAAGUCAGGAAAGCACAUCGCGGCCGACAACUCCUGUAUCAAAAGAGAAUGUGAUGACGCAACUAACGCCAGAUGUGAUCUCCGCUUUUGCACAAGCGCUCGCCGCUCAGCAACAACCAGAGAUAGACGAGAAGAUGGUCGUUCAGCAGCCUCAACAUCAUCUUCAACAACAUCACCAGCAGCAGCAACAUCAACAUCAACAACAGCAGACGUCAUUCCACCAUCCACAAAGGGAACACGCGAUCACCCCACCGGCCAUUGAAGACCAUCAUCCUCAUCAUUUAGGUGGAGCUGGCACGAAUCAGGUGUUACCAGACAUGCGUUCGACCUUGGUGUCACCCCUGAGUCCGCACGAAUUAGCGGCCAAAAUGCUUUCGAACAGCUCGCUACCACCAAAUGCGAACAAUUUGGCUCAGUACAACCCGCUGCUGCUCGCUAUGCUUCAGCCGCUAGCUCUACAGCAGUUGCUACAAGCUCAAGCAUUGCAACAGCAGUACCUACAAUUACAACAACAGGCUCUAGCCCAACAGCAAAUGGAAGCACAAGCACUAUGGGCCUCAUCGAGCAUAUCAGCAAGCCCUGCACAUGCUUCAGAUAGCGAGGUGUCAGAGAUGUCUGAGUUGUCACCUCUACCUCAGACAGAGGUUACGAUGCGUCCACAUUCGCCUCCGUUCAAGGACCCCCACCAACUCGCCGACAAAUCGCUGUUGAGGCUUCUGAACCUUAGUCAACUGUCCGAGAAGGAACAAAUGGCAGUCGCUGUGUUGGCUGGCUUCGCCUCGAUGGGACGUUGA